This is a messenger RNA of Saccharomycodes ludwigii, 498 nucleotides long. RefSeq lists its product as uncharacterized. NCBI's taxonomy places the organism in Eukaryota, Fungi, Ascomycota, Saccharomycetes, Saccharomycodales, Saccharomycodaceae. The record is from RefSeq and is a predicted model, not a curated record. The coding region runs from base 1 to 498 and encodes 165 amino acids. Gene Ontology annotation, biological process: flocculation. The transcript has a single exon.
AUGGAAAUUACCGGCUACUUUUUAGCCCCAGAAACAGGUUCUUAUACAUUUACCCUAGGAAAUGUUGACGAUUCAGCUGGUUUGUUGUUUGAUCAAGAUGCGUUUGGUUUUUGCGAACAAAAUGAUAUUACUGCUACCACAACAAAUUUUUUGCUAAAUGCUAUUAAGGGUUGCGAAUCAGGAAAAGAAGCUUCUGUAUCUAGUGAAAAAACUCUAAUUGGUGGACUUUAUUACCCAAUAAGAAUUAUAUUUUCAAAUGCAAUUACAAAAGCAAGCUUAGAUUUUUCAGCAACAUUACCCAAUGGAACCGUUAUUAAUGAUUUUACUAAUUACAUUUAUACAUUCGGUGAAGAUGAAUCUUAUUGCCCAGCAUUUGAACGUGAAACUACAACAUACACACCAUGGACUGGUUCAUUCACAUCCACCAUUGGUACUAUUGUUACAAUCAGCGUUGGCUCAGAUGGUAUUCCAACUACCUCCAACUAUCUACACAGUUGA